UGACUAAUGUCGCUGUUAUUUUACAAAAAUUCCAAACAUUCUAGCUAAAUGUAUCCAUUAUUGUUUCUUAAAAGUGUUGAUUCAUCUUUUAAUACUAGUCAGUAGCCAUCUCCUUCGAUAAUCAAUUAUUUUUCAAAUUAUUUUUUGAUUUCAGUAACUAUCGAUCCCAACACGAAAUUUAACUAUGAGCAAAACGGCGUCUUAUUCAGAUGAACAUCUGUCUGAAAUGCAAGAAGCUUUCCAACUUUUUGACAUUCGAGGGGAUAAUAAAAUUCACAUAUCACAAAUUGGUAAUGCCUUACGUGCUUUGGGACAAAAUCCAACUGAGUCAGAUGUCAAUAAGUUCACUCAGCAACAUAAAGCAGAUGAAAGAAUAACAUUUGAAGUUUUUCUACCAAUUUAUCAAGCCAUAUCUAAAAAUAGGUCAUCUAAUACUGCUGAAGAUUUUAAUGAAGGUCUACGUCAUUUUGAUAAAGAUGGUAACGGUUAUAUUUCAUCUGCUGAACUAAGACAUCUUCUUACUAGUUUAGGUGAAAAAUUAACUGAUGAUGAAGUUGAACAAUUGCUGGCUGGUCAAGAGGAUUCUCAAGGAAAUGUUCUUUAUGAAGAGUUUAUAAACAUGGUUAUGUCUGGUUAAUUUCUAAAAUUUCAUUAUGACCUUUAAAAAUUACCAUCAUUUUUUAUAUAUCACUUGUAUUUAAAUUAACAACUAUAAAAUAAUAUCUUAAAUGUAUUCAUAUAUUUUUCGUAAACAUUCUAUUACUAACCAUUGCUUUUAUUUGUUAGGUUAAAAUUAUUUUUAUUCAUAAUUACAUUCCAUUCAAA
Molecule: messenger RNA, 825 nt
Organism: Sipha flava (yellow sugarcane aphid)
Lineage: Eukaryota; Metazoa; Arthropoda; Insecta; Hemiptera; Aphididae
Product: myosin-2 essential light chain-like
Exons: 5
Coding region: 185-637 (150 amino acids)
Cellular component (GO): myosin II complex
Molecular function (GO): calcium ion binding; myosin heavy chain binding
Source: RefSeq, a predicted model, not a curated record